Messenger RNA from Dothidotthia symphoricarpi CBS 119687, 1316 nucleotides. RefSeq lists its product as uncharacterized. The transcript has a single exon. The record is from RefSeq and is a predicted model, not a curated record. The coding region runs from base 21 to 893 and encodes 290 amino acids. Lineage: Eukaryota; Fungi; Ascomycota; Dothideomycetes; Pleosporales; Dothidotthiaceae.
CGCCAGAAUAGGACUUGAACAUGUCGGACCAGCAAUCCCGACCGUCUUGCAUGCACAUUACCAUACCUAAACCCUCUCUCCGCCGGGAGUACACCGCGAGCCCCCCACGUGUUCUACUCGCAACACCGUCCACUCCGAGUGGCCUCAUACCGCUCGGAUCGCCACGUAUAACACCCAUUGUUCAAGACAGUACAGAGCAGUCUUUGCAAACCGAUUGCUUCGCGCCAAUCGAGACCCAAAGCUCACUGUUCUCAAGCUUUUCCCUCUAUGAAGCGCAUGGGUUUAUUCCACUCUGUUCCGUUGCCCUCGAAGAGCCUAGGGAUGAUGCAAACGACUACUUCUCACUCCCCGCGAGCGACUCCUUAUCCAGAGAGACUUUCUUAGACGAUGAAAGAUUGCUGGACGAAGAACCUCGCCUGUCUCCCAAUCCAGUUCCUUAUGUAGCUCACGGUUUUAUACCACUUUGUUCUGUUGCCCUAGAACAGCCUGAAGAGUACGUGGAAGACUACUUUUCACUACCCAUAGAGCCUGUUUCAGCCUCAAAGACACCAGCAAAGAAACCAAAACUGUUUCCAACCCCGGGGUACUGGAGAAAGGAAGACGACCCAUCACCGGUAACACUACUGUGUUCCCUUGCCACAGAGAAACCCGACGAGACGAUGGAUUAUUUUUCUUUUCCUACAAAUCGACCAUUCCCUCCAAAAACUCCUGCAGGAACCCCACAACUCUAUUUCGGUGGCUUUCGACAUACAUACCACAAGGGGAUUAACUCAUUGACGCACCCAACUGGCAGUCCAUUGCGAGGGCGAGAGAUCAUUCCCGAAUUUGAAAGACUUCGCAGUCCAGACCUUACACCACUUCCAAAGAUGCCAGGUGGGGAUCUAACUCCCUAGUGGGUCGCUUGGAGAUAACUUGUGCAGGAUGCACAUGUCCUGCACUUGAGGUUGUUCAUGCAAGAAUACUUCAAUCAUCGAGCCCAUUGGGAGACACAUAGAUCACAUGACUCUGAUGCCUUCGUUGCCAAUGUUGUAUGUCACAUCAGCAGACUAGAAGCAAAUAAAACAUCUAUCAGGACACUGGGCUGCAAAACUUGGGGUGUACAGUGAUGACUGCAGAUGGUGUCGUACAGGUGUGGGUGGAUCGCGGCAGGAUGGCACGGACGCUCCUGGAUCGUUGUCUGCUGGGUGACCAAUAGCCGUGAGUGGCCCUGAUGCGUGAGAGUUUGUGUGUUGUGGCUGCUCGUAGUCACUCGUCGCCUUCAAAGCGUUGGUCUACGAACUCAAUGAAUCGGCGUAGAAACGAUCAAGGUGGGGAUG